AUGGAGAUUGAUAAGAUUGUCGCUGAGCUUCGCCGGACGUUCGACAGUGGCAAGACUCGUCCUAUUGCCUGGCGCAAAGAGCAGUUGCGGAAUUUGUAUCAUCUUAUUGUCGACAACCGCGAUCGAUUCAUAGAAGCCAUCUUCAAGGAUAUCGGAAAGCCGCCCGUUCAGGUAGAAGUUUUGGAGACCUUAUGUGUUGCCAAUGAAAUUGUCCAUUUUUUGCAAAAUCUCGACGACUGGCUCAAGGAUGAGGUAGUCGAGACUAUGCCACCUUUUGAGAAUUGGUCUCCUAUCAUCCGAAAACAGCCAAAGGGAUCGGUUCUUGUACUUGGAACAUGGAACUACCCUUUGACAUUGACACUUCUGCCCUUCAUCGGAGUCAUUGCCGCUGGAAAUACUGGUAUCCUGCGUCCUAGUGAAUUCGCACCCGCCACCGCAGACCUCCUCGUAGAACUAUUCCCCAAAUACCUCGACCCCAGCAGCUUCCGCUGCGUCAUCGGCGGCCGCGAAGCCGCCGAAGCCCUCCUCAAACACUCAUUCGGCCACAUCCUCUUCACCGGUGGCCUCAAAGUCGGCAAGGAAGUCAUGAAAGCAGCCGCCAACAACAUCACUCCCAUCACACUGGAACUAGGUGGCAGAAAUGCUGCUAUUGUCUCGGACAAGGCCAAUGUUCGUCUUGCCGCCAAACGAAUUCUGUGGGGAAAAGCUGCCGCUGCUGGCCAGACUUGCUUUGCGCCCAAUGUUGCGAUUGUGCAUGAGGCUGUUUAUGAUGAGUUUGUAGGCGGUCUUAAGGAUUAUUAUGCCGAGUUCUACAAAGGCAAAGCCGAGCUCCCCUCAGUCGGCCAUAUCGUCAAUGCCGCCCAAUUCUCCCGCGUGCAAUCCCUUUUCUCCUCAACAAAGGGCAAAAUCAUCCUCGGCGGCGAACUGAACUCAACAACCUACUUCAUCGAACCCACCAUCGUCACCGACAUCGAAGUCGACGACGCCCUCCUGCAAGCCGAAGUCUUCGGGCCCAUCCUCCCAGUGAUCAAGGCCAAGGACACCGACCAUGCCCAAACACUCGCUAGAGAAAUCGCACCUGAAUCCUUGGGCCUAUAUAUCUUCUCUGAAGACCUCGAGGAAGCCAACAAGGUCAUCAACGCCCUUCCCAACGGCUCUGCUUCCAUCAACGACGUAAUGGCUCAAAUUGCGCCGACCAGUAUGCCAUUUGGUGGGUUUGGAAGUAGUGGAUUCGGCGCGUAUCGCGGUAAAGCUAGCAUUGAUACAUUCUCGCACAAGCAGUCUAUUGUGACUGUGCCGACCGUUCCGGAGUUUGAGACUAUGUUGGAGUGGAGGUAUCCGUAUGCGGAUCAAGAGAAGACGGUGGAGUUUAUUAGGGCGAAUAUGUUGGCGCCACUUCCUCCUCAAUAA
Molecule: messenger RNA, 1410 nt
Organism: Talaromyces marneffei
Lineage: Eukaryota; Fungi; Ascomycota; Eurotiomycetes; Eurotiales; Trichocomaceae
Exons: 7
Coding region: 1-1410 (469 amino acids)
Biological process (GO): aldehyde metabolic process
Cellular component (GO): cytoplasm
Molecular function (GO): aldehyde dehydrogenase (NAD+) activity
Source: RefSeq, a predicted model, not a curated record